Daldinia loculata is the source of this 1651-nucleotide messenger RNA. RefSeq names its product glycosyltransferase family 2 protein. Gene Ontology annotation, cellular component: endoplasmic reticulum membrane. The transcript has 2 exons. NCBI's taxonomy places the organism in Eukaryota, Fungi, Ascomycota, Sordariomycetes, Xylariales, Hypoxylaceae. The coding region runs from base 241 to 1470 and encodes 409 amino acids. The record is from RefSeq and is a predicted model, not a curated record.
AGGUGUUACGUAUUCCGUAGUAAUUAUCGAUAUGCGACUUCUACAUGUAGUUUACGGAUGAGCAACUAAAUUCAGAAUACAAUUAAGUGACGACUAGCUGAUGCAAACAAUACGUCACUUAAUUGUUCAUCCAAUCUUACCACAAUCCUUUCUCCCGCUGGAAAACUCUAGCAGGAAAAGCACCUCCAAUGUGAACACCUUCACGCGCUCAACUUCCUGUCGCGCUUGGGGAUCGCAGCCAUGGACCUGCUCAACUCGUUCGCCUUGACCUUGAAAGAGACGCCCCCGCAUACGUUAUUUGCGGCAUUUGCAGCAUUGGUCAUUGUUGCAUUCUACGGCCUCUAUGCCGUACUCCAUGUCAUCGCACCCAAACCCCGAACCGUUCUCCCUUCCGAAAAGACUUAUAUCACCACCACACCUACUGGAACCGAAAGACGACAGCUUCCAUGCUGGCAUGACCGAUGGCUAGCCGACCGGCACGCAAGCGAGGCCAGGGCCAAAAAUGACGAUCCCACCCUAAUCGACAUCGCAGACACUGGAUCCAUCGAACCCGCUGAAGUCCGCAUGAGCGUCGUUUUCCCCGCCUACAAUGAAGAAGACCGCAUCCUACCGACUCUAGAAGAAGCAGUCGAAUACCUCGACGCCACAUUCGGCCGCGACCCUCGCCCUCAGCCCAACGCCCUCCCCAAACAAGUCCCUGUCCCGACUCACAGACACGUUAAGAACGCGCCGCGCGAGGAUCUAGCCGGAUACGAGAUCAUCAUUGUGAACGACGGCAGCAAGGACCGCACGGCCGAAGUAGCGCUCGACUUCGCGCGCAAGCACGAACUACACGAUAUCCUGCGCGUGGUGACGCUCGAGCGCCGCCGCGGCAAGGGCGGCGGCGUGACACAUGGGCUGCGACACGUAAGGGGCGAGUACGCGCUGUUCGCGGACGCGGAUGGCGCGUCUAAGUUCAGCGACCUGGGGAAGCUAGUCGAAGGGUGCGAAGAGGUCGUCGACGGCAGCCACCGGGGCGCCGCGAUUGGAAGCCGUGGCCACUUAGUCGGCAGCGAGGCAGUCGUCAAGAGAUCCGCGCUGCGCAACUUCCUCAUGCGCUCGUUCCACCUCGUACUAACCAUUCUGACACCGCCGGCCACCUCGCGCAUCCGGGAUACCCAGUGCGGCUUCAAGCUGUUCUCGCGCGCCGCUCUACCUCACAUCGUGCCGUACAUGCACGCCGAGGGCUGGAUCUUCGACAUCGAGAUGCUUAUGCUAGCCGAGUCGGCGCCUGCCGUCCCGGUGCUCGGUAGCGACGGCGCUGUUAUUGGCAGUAGCCCCGGCAUCAAGGUCGCCGAGGUCCCGAUCGACUGGCACGAGGUCGGCGGGAGCAAGCUUAAUGUUAUACAGGAUAGCAUUAAGAUGGCUAUUGGCCUCGCUGUGCUAAGGGCCAGCUGGAUGAUGGGCGUGUACCGGCGACGGCUGACGUAGAAUGCUAAGGGGGGAGAUGUAUAGGAAGGGCUCGGUGUACAAAAUGAUGGAAUAGUGGCAGGCUAUGAGUUAGCCCAUGCUGGUUAUAUAAAAUCGGCGCAGUCAUAUUAUACUGCAUGGCGUUUGAUUUCAGCAAUGCAUAGAUAUCCGGUGGAAUGAAUGGGGAAAAGUUCCGCCUUGA